GACGUGGACGGGAUGAUCGACAACGAGGUGGCUUCCACAUUGCUCAGUACUGGAAGGGAGUCCAUGGAGUUCACCGGGUCCAAGAUGUGCGUGUGCGCGAACGACGAGUCCGUAGAUCGGGCAGACGUCGCCAAGGGCGUCAUUGCUGAUUUUCAGAUUGGCAGGUUCGCAGAGGCGUCUUGGGACUGA
Messenger RNA from Prorocentrum cordatum, 189 nucleotides. The record is from the annotation of a GenBank genome assembly. NCBI's taxonomy places the organism in Eukaryota, Dinophyceae, Prorocentrales, Prorocentraceae.